Acanthopagrus latus (yellowfin seabream) is the source of this 2319-nucleotide messenger RNA. RefSeq names its product glutaminase kidney isoform, mitochondrial-like. Gene Ontology annotation, molecular function: protein binding; glutaminase activity. The record is from RefSeq and is a predicted model, not a curated record. Gene Ontology annotation, biological process: L-glutamine catabolic process. The transcript is spliced from 19 exons. The coding region runs from base 59 to 1900 and encodes 613 amino acids. Lineage: Eukaryota; Metazoa; Chordata; Actinopteri; Spariformes; Sparidae.
AACUGGGGGAAAAAAUAAAACCCUCUGAAUUAUUAAAGACCGAGCCCUACUUAUCACAAUGCAUUGCCUGAAAAGUCUGAGGACAGCUAACCCGGGAAUCUUGCAGCUUUUUAAAAAUGCAGGGAUCUCCGCCAGAGUUGGAGCUGACAUCAUUGUUUUGUCCAGGACGCAACAAGCUGUUUCACUCCCCUGCUGGGCCGCAGCAUCACCACACACCCACAGAGCCUUUCAUGAGCAGAAGGCCCCUGAUGUGGACCAAGGACGCUCAAAAAGCCGGUUGAUGUCCAGUAUGGAGGACCUACUUUUCUACACCAUCACUGAGGGCCAAGAGAUGAUCCCACUGUUCCAGUUCAUCUCUGCUUUGAGAAAAACAGGUUUAUUGACGUCUGACCCUCGGCUGCGUGACUGUGUCCGUCAGAUGCGAAAAUCUGCACGUGACUCUACUGGGCCCGUCAUGAUGGACAAGACGUUAUUCAGAAGGUGCGUCGGCAACAACAUCAUGCUGCUAACCAAGGCUUUCAAAAAAAAGUUCAUCAUCCCAGAGUUUGCAGAGUUCACCCAGCAGAUCGACAGGAUGUAUGACAGUGCACAACAACAGGAGGCAGGACAAGUAGCUGAUUACAUUCCCCAGCUGGCGAAGUUCAGCCCUGAUCUCUGGGGUGUAUCUCUGUGCACAAUUGAUGGACAGAGACACUCUGUGGGUGACACAAAAGUUCCCUUCUGUCUGCAGUCAUGUGUGAAGCCUCUGGAGUACGCCAUCUCUGUGCACGAACUCGGCACUGAGAACACCCACCAGUUUGUGGGCAAAGAGCCGAGUGGAUUAAAGUUCAACAAACUGUCAUUGAAUGAGGAUGAUAAACCACACAACCCUAUGGUGAAUGCCGGAGCCAUCGUCGUCACCUCUUUAAUUAAGCCGGAUGCCAAUCAGGCAGAGAGGUUCGACUUUGUGAUGGAGUUCUUGAAGAGCAUGGCUGGUAGAGAGUAUGUUAGCUUUAGCAAUGCAACUUUCCAGUCUGAGAGAGAAACUGGUGACAGGAAUUAUGCAAUUGGUUAUUACCUCAAAGAGAAAAAAUGCUUUCCUCACAACUCAGAUAUGAUGGCAGCCCUUGACUUCUACUUUCAGUUGUGCUCUAUUGAGGUGACCUGUGAAUCAGGAAGUGUCAUGGCUGCCACGCUGGCCAAUGGAGGUAUUUGUCCAAUCACAGGGGAGCGUGUUCUGAGCGCUGAAGCUGUCCGCAACACUCUCAGCCUCAUGCAUUCCUGUGGCAUGUAUGACUUCUCUGGCCAGUUUGCCUUCCAUGUGGGCCUGCCUGCUAAAUCUGGCGUCUCAGGUGCCGUUCUGCUUGUGGUCCCCAACGUCAUGGGUAUGAUGUGUUGGUCCCCACCUUUAGACAGGCUUGGAAACAGUGUGCGUGGCAUUCACUUCUGUCAGGAGCUGGUGUCUUACUUCAACUUCCAUAAUUACGACAACCUGAGACACUUCACCAAGAAACACGACCCCAGAAGAAAAUCAGAUGACGACCCUAACAAGUCAGUGGUAAACCUGAUGUUUGCAGCCUACAGCGGUGACCUCUCUGCUCUGAGGAGGUUUGCCCUUUCAGCUGUGAACAUGGAACAGACAGACUACGACUCUCGAACAGCUCUCCACAUCGCCGCUGCAGAAGGUCAUGUGGACGCGGUUAUCUUCCUAACUGAAGUCUGUAAAGUGAACCCCUUUAUGAAAGACAGAUGGGGGAACACACCUGUAGAUGACGCCAUGCAGUUUGGCCAUGCUGUUAUUGUUUCAGUACUGGAAGAGUACCAGCGUGUGUAUGCUGAUAACGACCCACCGAGCGACACGGAGGAGCAGAAGACCACACUGGAUACGGUUAUUGUACAUGUAAAAGAUCCUAAAAGUUAAAAAAGGUCAAAGUCGGCACCAUCAGAAGCUCCUCACUCCCACAUGGGGGAGAAUACUGCUGUGACACUGGACAGUAUGAGAAAACUGAGGUGUUUCAGCAUUAAAGCAUGUAAACCUUUUAUAGUAGAUCUACCUGAACAUGAGCAGAAUAUGUCUCCUUUUUUAUGUGCUUAUGUGCUUGUUAGUAUACAGUGUACUGAGAAAGUCAACCACCAUUUUAAAAAUGGUUGAACUCUGCUAUAUGAGCUGCUAAUUUAUGCUAUGUAAUUUAUGCUAUGUAAUGUUCUAUUCUCUUUAAUCAACUCAAAUUAAUGUAUUUUAUUUAUUAUGUUUAUUUUCAUUUAACUCUGUGAAAUUAUUCCUGAGCACGUCACUGGAAAUAUGUAUCAUCCUGCUGUAAAUAAAAGAGAAAUGUUAAA